AUGUCUUUGAUCCUGUCUGCACUUUGCGGCACAGUGAACACUUGCCCUCAAUGUGAUGCUGACGUCCUGCACGUGUUCUCGCAGGACGAGGUCCAGUACGUCGGAGUGUCGAAGGAUGAGACUGUGAAGGUGGACGUGACGGACGCGGCUUGCUUUGACUUUGAGCUCGAGCGCGCCUCCCUUUUGCGCUCUCUGCGUGAGCGCCUCUCCCUUGAAGGGCUGGAGCUUGAGGACAUGCCGGACACCUCGAGCCAAGACUUCCUCCGGCUACUUCAAGAGCUUGGAUUCGAAAGUGCCCUGGCACGCGCGAAGGUGCAAAAGGCUUUUCGCGAAGAGAUGAUGUGCCGAAGGAUUUGCAAGGGUCAGAGUUCCAUGGACAUGAGACGAGGCUCCACAGCUGUUUCAACGAACCCUUCUUGCUUGGGCGAGGCGACGGAGAGCGCGGAAGUGGAGGUCGACACUGCGAGUGACGCUUCGAGCGACUUUGUACCGCAUCCUGAGGCAGCCAUCAGUGAUGAGAGUGACUUUGUACCACACCCAGGAGCUUACAUCUCUGACCUUUCGGGAUGA
Symbiodinium natans is the source of this 570-nucleotide messenger RNA. Lineage: Eukaryota; Dinophyceae; Suessiales; Symbiodiniaceae. The record is from the annotation of a GenBank genome assembly.